AUGGAUGCACCUAGAUUUCAGCCUUUUGGCUUUAACCAACAAUCUCAAUCGCAGGAUACCCAAGGAUUUAACGUCAGUCAAGUCCCGAGUUCUAUGAAUCCUUCAAUGCAAAAUCAACCAGGAAAUUACUCUUCGCAAUCUAAUGGCUACCCUCGACCUGGCCAAUUUAUUCCCGGCCAGCAUCUACAAUCUAUGCCUUUUGAACAAACUAGGCCUUAUAUAUCAGAAAUCCAAUAUCAACAAAAUCAGCAAUCUUCAAUGCCGCCAAGUUUUAUACCUGCUGGAACUAUGAGUCAGAUCUCAGGAAACCCAUCAGGAACAAAUCCUUCUAUGCCAAUAAUUCGACCUCCUUUCGCUCCUAAACAAGAUGCUCAGCCUUUAAAUCCUCUUACUAUGCCUCCAUCACGCAGUAUUACUCCUUAUAAUCCUCAAGGUAACAGUUUCUCAUCUCCUCCUCCCAUUUCUGGAACACUAACGCCAACUAGCAGACCUUCUCCUGGUAUUAAUCCUCCAUUUUCUUCAUCACAACCUCUACCUUCAGGAAUCAAUCCUCCUUUUAAUUCUUCUCCUGCAAAUAGCCAAAAUCUUCGCUUUCCUCCUUUCUCCAAUGCUCCAGCAAAUCCCUCACUUCGAUUUCCAGCUUUUAACACUCCUGGCAACAACGCUCAAGGACAAUCAUUCCAGCCAGGCGGCUCAGAUUUUUAUCCUUCUCAACCUCUGAACCUAUCAAAUCUACCUCCCACUCAGCAGCCAACUCAAAAUUAUACAGAAAACCAAGCUAUCAAUCAGCCAUUUAAAAGCACUCCUUUAAAUCUUAGUAUAAAAAAUUUAGUAUAAUCCAAAUGUUAGAGACUUCAUAAUUUAGGAAAAAAUUAUGAAAAAUAAAGAAUCCUUUAAAUCAGCCUUUUAGCAUUCCUUCUUCAUCACCCAACAACCCUCCACCUUUUUUUCCAAACAGUUCUCCGCUUCCUUUAAAUUAAGGUUAAGCUAGAUUAGCUGAUUUUACGAAGUUUCUAUUUUUACAGGUAACCUUUUAUACUUUGUCAGAAAGUGUCUUCUUGGACAAGCGAACUAAGUGGGCAUCAACCUCUGGUAACUCUAAUCCCAGGCUGAGCCCUGGAUUCUCAGUAAUGGCAUUAUCCUAAUGUUGAACAGUGACUUUAAAAAUCAUGCCUGGAUAUAUACGGGUCUCCAUCGCUGAGAGAUAUCGCUCUCAGUUUUAUGUUUAUCCCUUCCUUUAAAUAACCCUGCACUUAAUAAAGCUGAAAUCCCUCAAAAUCCCUCAACUAUAAUACCUCCUCCUGAAGAUAAUUCGCCAUCUAGAUGAACUUUUUCUACGUCUGGGCUUAGCAAAGAAUUUAGUAAAUCUGAAACUAAAAUUAUUGAAGCAGCUUUUAGAGAAAAAAAAGAUCAUUUAAUUUUGGAAUCGAAUGAGGGUACCUUUUUAAUUGAUUUUAAAAGCAUGACAAGAAGAAAGAUCGAUAAUAAUGGUGAGCCGAUAAAUAGACAAGGCGGAGGGGUUUCAUGAAAAUGGAAAAAUGAAGAUGGAAGUUGAAGAGACUACUCACCUGAUGACAUCCAAACCAUUGAAUCAGGCUAUCAAAAUAUGCAAAAAAAUGGAGCACCUACAAGUAUCACCUUAAAUGGCAGAUAUACAAUUGAUUAUUUGACGCUUAAACAAGUUAAUACAAAGACAAACUUUGGCAGAGAAAUUAAACGGUAUUCAUAA
Molecule: messenger RNA, 1729 nt
Organism: Blepharisma stoltei
Lineage: Eukaryota; Ciliophora; Heterotrichea; Heterotrichida; Blepharismidae
Source: the annotation of a GenBank genome assembly